AUGGCAACACGACAGACUGAGCAACAAAGUGCAUCUCAGCGAAAGCGGGAGCGGGACAAGCUCAACCAGAGGACUAAGCGGCGCCGUGAACGCGAGUACAUUGCAGCUCUGGAGGAUAGAGUGCAGCGCCUCGAGCAAGAUCUCCAGCUAGCCACAGCCACGCACCCGCGUUCAUCCUCGGGGAGCAUACGCCUAGAGCAGGAUCGUCUUGGGCAGGAUCGCCUUGGGCACGCCUUUGGCCAGAACACAAGUGAUGUAGAUUCACGAGACCACACACCGGCCCAGAGUGCGUCGCCCGGCAGUCUAGACAACCUAGACCAUCCCGCGCGUACCGAUUCCUCAGUUUCACUAGCUCCGGAGUCCAAUUCCGAGCCGCGCCGGGCACAGUCCACUCGAAGCCAUGUGGACGCGGCAAUACCAAUGAUCACAAUUGCUCUAGAUCCCUUGACCAAGCUACUGGACUCGCCAGCAUGGUUGCGACUCCCAGUCAUGUCCCGCUCUCCCGUGCCACCACCCAGACUCCUGCUACAAAACGACAGGUUUAGUUUCGUCGUCGACCGUCUGAAGUCGACCCCAAACAUUGCCGACUCUCUGCCACCAACGCCAAAGGUGCUGGAUCUUCUGUUUGGCGGGUCGCGCAACGAGCUCGCCAAUCUCAUUGUCUCGGCUCUAGCACACUAUCCCAUACUGCCACCGGAAAGGUUCGCCAUUUCCUGGCUCAUAUAUCUAUUCUUCCGAUGGUACAUAGCUCCGUCCCAGGAAUCUUUUGCGGCUAUACCACCUCAUAUGCGACCGACUGCCUGCCAGCUCUGCAUCGAGCACCCAGUUUACAUUGCUGCCAUCAUCUGGCCAUCUCUUCGGGAUCGGCUCAUCUUGAACAUGGGUAAAUAUGCAUUUGAAGAUGUCUUUGGUUUGCUAAGCUGCACUGUGCGCGUACGUGAAUCUUUCAACAGCAGCUUCAUCAGCCGAGAGAACGACGGCGAACCACAACUAGACGAGGCAUUUCAUCGUCGCUUCACUCAAGAAAGUGGAUGGGGUAUUCUUGGGAGGUUCUGGACUCAAUACCCAGAGCUCGUCGAUGGCCUUGAUUCGGGCAUUUUGGUACCCGAAGAGCAUCUAUUGUCUAUCUAA
Messenger RNA from Pestalotiopsis fici W106-1, 1131 nucleotides. RefSeq lists its product as uncharacterized. Bases 1 to 1131 code for a protein of 376 amino acids. The record is from RefSeq and is a predicted model, not a curated record. Lineage: Eukaryota; Fungi; Ascomycota; Sordariomycetes; Amphisphaeriales; Sporocadaceae. The transcript has a single exon.